This is a messenger RNA of Henningerozyma blattae CBS 6284, 2241 nucleotides long. RefSeq lists its product as uncharacterized. Bases 1 to 2241 code for a protein of 746 amino acids. Lineage: Eukaryota; Fungi; Ascomycota; Saccharomycetes; Saccharomycetales; Saccharomycetaceae. The record is from RefSeq and is a predicted model, not a curated record. The transcript has a single exon.
AUGGACCGCCACCCGCCCACCUCCAACCCUGCCAGCGCCAGCGCCAGCGCCAACGCUGCCAACGCUGCUGCCGCCUCCGCCUCUGCCUCGACCUCCAAUGCUGCUGCUGCUGCUGCCACUGCCGCCAGCCCUUCCAGCUCCUUGUCGCCGCCCCGCCCGGACCACUCUGCUCCGGGCAGUGGGCCCACUAACACCCCUGCUACUGCCAAUAACACAUCUGCUGCUGCCGGACCCGGCCUCUUCAAACGUUUCGACCCUGCUACAGGCCAGUUUGUUCGUGGCGCACGUGCUGUGCCGCCUGCUACAAGCUCGCCGCCAAGGUUGCGGUCCCAGUCUGUCCCAGCAAUCCUGCAUUCUUCCUUGCGUCGUAUGUCUGUUGCUCCGCCACAUGUACCUCUACCGCAACCGUCACAUCUGCCAACACCCGUGAGCACUACCACUCCUCAUCGCAAGCAUGUAAGAACACAUCGAUUUUUACUAAGAGCCACUGCCAAUGCCAAUGCCAAUGCGAACGCCAAUGCGAAUGCCAAUGCGAAUGCCAAUGCGAAUGCCAACGCUAAUACAAGUAAUACAACCAUGGGUCUAAAUACAAACACAAUGCCAAAUACAACUACAAGUGCUGAGGAUGUCAGCGGAGAUCUAGGCAGCAGCAGCAGCAGUUGCAACAACAACACCGCUAGCGGCACUAGCACUAGCACUAGCGCAAGCGCUAGUGCUAGUGCCAGUGCCGCCGCUGCAAGUGCUGCAGCCUUCGCAAGCUCAUACAUCCCUCCAAUCAACCUACAAUGCCUCAAAGAAAUAGAUCUCCAAGAAAUCGUCAAAAAUCCUCAAUUACGACAUGAUAUCAUAUUCGAUCCCAUUUUACAAUUCAGACCAAACUUGGACGGAGAACGAGGAAUCAAAAAAAAGCAAAUUUCGGAUAAAUACUGGAAUAACGUAAAAUCGGAAAUAACCCUUUAUCUAAACAACAUAAACUUAUUCGACAAAAAAAAGACAAGAUUGAUCCCAAUGUUCGACACCCUCAAAGAUAUCCUUCUCACAAUAGUACCCGCCAAUGAAUCUCAGAUGAUCAACAACAUCCUGGACUCGGAAUUAAACGUCAACGCCUUGCUGAAAGGUUCCCUCCAACUCAUAACACUCUCCACUUGGCUCGCUCAGUUGUUCAAACACCACUGUGCCCCCAUGAGAGACCCCUGGGUCGAUAAGAUGAUGAUGAAAUUCAAAGAAGCUGAAGAAUUGAAAUCCCUGGAUAAAUUGAUCGAGGGCCUCCGUCUCGUUUUCCAAAUCCUAGAGGCAAUGAAACUAGACAUUGCAAACCACCAGAUCCGUAUCUUGCGUCCCGCACUUCUCAACAACGCCAUCGACUUCGAAAAACAGUACUUCCAAUCCCUCAUCAACACAAAUAAACUCAACAUCAAAUCAUCCAUCGUUUGGUUCCAAGCAAAACAUUCAGAAUACGCUUGUACAAGCACCGCCCCCAAAGAUCUAUACCGCAUCUGUAUCAAAAGCAUCCUGAGUCUCUUGUCAUGCAGGAAAAUGACAAGAGAAUUCCCCACCGCAUUAGCAUUCGAUCACACAAGAUUGAUCCUCCUACGUGCAGACAUCCGUCAAAUCGUCUGUCUUUUAAUAUGCAAAUUGCUUUUCCAACAACUCAUCACAAACGACAAGACCAUGCAGCCCGCUACAAAACAAUACAUCCUUGCGAAUUAUGCGUACAAGGCCCUCAAGAAAGACAUCAUUAGCAUCAUCACAGACGACCAUGGCAAUUGCAGAUGGACGAAAAACACUACCGCCAUCGCAAUCCAUCUUUGCACAAAGAUCCACGAUUUGAAAUCCAAGCAUACAAAUGAAACGCCUUCCCCCAUCGAUCAUCAAAGAAUCCAAUUCUCCAAAACUUGGCUCUCCAAGCAAACACAACCUCUCAGUGAAGUCUAUUCCGUCCUGGAAAACAGAGUCUUCAAUUCCAUUCAAGAAAAGAUUUGGCAAAAUGCAAAUUGUACAGUCAAUGGUAGAGUCAACACAGAUUUCAUCUAUUUAUGUUCCAACGAAGUCUUGAAGGGCAACCCAUCACAACAAGUGCCGGCCCCUCCAGUACAAGAACCUCCACCAGGUAAUACUCCGUCGUUGGAGAUUAAAGAUUUGGACGAAUUUAAUAAUGUCUAUCGUCAUUUGUAUACCGUCGUCAAUCUACAUUGGUCUGUGUUUGGUAUACAUUAUAUUAAUGCAUUGAAUGGUGAAUAG